GCGUUUUUACUUCCGUUAAGGAUAAGCACACAGCUCUACAUACCCAUUCAGGGCUGGAAUGGAUAUGCACUGACUAUCUGUAUGGAGUUAAAGCACAGGCUGACGCGGGUCAAUCAGAUUAUAAGGUGAAAUGGAUUGUGACGUCAGGGUUCAGGACGUGUCGCGUUGACUACAUGCAGAGCAGACCGAUCCGCUCCCUUCCCGCAGCAUGAGUCCACAAACACCAACCUGAAGGACAAACAUCUGACAAUGGCCUCUUAUUUAGAGAUAGCUGAUGACAGCAAGGGGCAUGAACUGGAUCUUUUUUGUGUUCCGAAACACUACGAGGAGGAUUUGGACAGCGUCAUAAUACCCAACGGCCUCAUUAAAGAUAGGGCUGAAAGGUUGGCGAGAGAUAUUGUUCGAGACAUGGGUGGACAUCAUAUCGUUGCUCUGUGUGUUCUGAAAGGAGGAUAUAAAUUCUUUGCUGACCUGAUGGAUUACAUCAAAACACUGAAUCAGAACAGUGACGAGUCUGUUCCAUUGACUGUGGAUUUCAUUAGACUAAAGAGCUACUCAAACGACGAGUCAACCAACUGUGUUAAAGUUAUUGGUGGAGAUGAAUUGUCUGCUCUGGCUGGCAAAAAUGUGCUCAUAGUUGAGGACAUUGUAGAGACAGGAAAAACUAUGGAAACACUUCUUAAACUAUUAAAUGAAUGUCGUCCUAAAAUGGUGAAAGUUGUCAGUUUACUUGUGAAAAGGACACCCAGGAGCUCGGGAUACCGUCCGGACUAUAUUGGAUUUGAAGUUCCUGACAAGUUCCUGGUGGGAUAUGCUUUAGACUACAAUGAAUAUUUCAGGGAUUUGAGUCAUAUCUGUAUAUUAAGUGAAAAGGCAAAAGAGAAAUAUAAAGAAUGAUGUGACAAGUGCUGGACACACGAGAACAAAGAUCACUGUGAACUUCUCUCCUCGCUUCUUUGGUUGUAAAUUGAAUUUAUUUUUGUACCUGUGAUCUGAAAUCAAUAGUGAACUUGUACAGCAUGGAUCUCCACAGAUAAAUGAAUACACUUGUAGUGAUGGGAUGAAAGAUGAUGCAUUUUUGUUUAAAUUAAUAAUCUAAUUUUAAUUGUGAUGCUACUUAAUUUGAUAAAAACAUGGUGAUUAUGGGCAGAGUUGCCAUACAGAAUGGAGUUUUCACUGAACGGAGGCCUUUUGAGAUUAAUUGAUUUUAUGUUUUAUGCACAUCCCUUUGGCAGGACAAGAAGUUUAGACCUGUGUAGUUGUGAGAUUGUUAAUAAUUUAGCGAAUUAUUGUUAUUUAUUUUAUAUUCUCUAGAUAUUCACCUGAGUAACUUCGGAAAUAUACCCAUGCACUGAGACACUGAAUGUGCAGUUGAUAAGGAUGUGGUUGUGGCUUCUUUGGAUACCACAAUAAUAAAAUAACACUGAUAUUAACAUUUGUUUUAUGUCCUGUUUGUUAUCUGUGGAUGUAAAUCUGAGAAUACAUUCAGUCUGAUGAGCUGAAUUUUAUCAUUGUAUAAUCAAUGAUAAGAAAUAAAUAAAUAAAAACACUGAUCCUAACACCUCAAGACUGCAUAAGGUAUUUGUAAAGUUUUUCUACUUGUGUAAAUUGAUUGGCCCAAGCAAAGUGACUCAUUUGCAUGGUAAUUGUUAAGCAGACUUUUGGCAUUAAAACUUUGAAAGUGUUGCACUGCUGUUCACUUGCCAACUCGUUUUAAACAUUGCCUUCCAAAUAGCUACAUCACUUAAUCUACAAAAUGAAUACAUGCCAUGUACUACUCAUAACUAACUGAUAUUGGAAUUGUGUUAAUGCUGUAUAGCUGGAGAACUGACUCCACAAGCUGUUAACUGGGGACUUUGUAAUUUAUUAGAUUACAGAAUUCGAUAUGAUUUUCUGUAAAGAUGCUUAGAAACUGUGUAUUGUGAAAAAUGCUA
This is a messenger RNA of Xyrauchen texanus (razorback sucker), 1934 nucleotides long. It is a transcript of the gene hprt1l, whose product is annotated as hypoxanthine phosphoribosyltransferase 1, like. The transcript has 9 exons. Lineage: Eukaryota; Metazoa; Chordata; Actinopteri; Cypriniformes; Catostomidae. Gene Ontology annotation, molecular function: magnesium ion binding; hypoxanthine phosphoribosyltransferase activity. The coding region runs from base 250 to 897 and encodes 215 amino acids. Gene Ontology annotation, biological process: GMP salvage; IMP salvage; hypoxanthine metabolic process. The record is from RefSeq and is a predicted model, not a curated record.